ACCAUGAGGCUCCGUCCCUCUUCCUCGCACACGACCCCGCUGCAAUGGCUCCUGUUCUCCUUGUUCCUCUUCUUGGCCCUGCUACCAGCGAACGUAUCGGCUAGAUUUUGCGAAGGCUGCAGCCAGGGCUGUUGCACCCAGGGCUGCUGUCCGACGUACCAGGGUGGGCCACGCCCGCUACCGCCUUCCUCGGACUCGCACGUUCUCAAUCUGUUCUUCGCCACCCAUUGGUUCUUCUGGUGUGUGGUUGUGGCCAUUAUCUUGGCCAUCCUGUGUGCCUAUUCACUAUGGAAGAAGCGUAGGACUCUGUGUGGCUGGGGAUUCAACGAGCAUCAUACCCAAUCCGAGGGCGACUCCGCUGGUUCCUGCUAUGCACCACCGCAAUAUAGUCGCUGUAACUCGUUCCACCAUCCUCCGCCACCCUACACAGAGGUUACAUCCAAACCGGACCUGUAUCCGCUCGUCUUCACCUGCAACAGCGACUCGGGUAAUGGCAAGGGCAAUGGCAGCUCCAGUUACCUGAUGGUCCAGUACUUCCGGAACUACAUUGUCCGACCAGCCGCGGGGGGAUCUUUAAGUGCGGCCAGCACUGUGGACUCCCUGAGCUCCAGCUUCAUUUGUAAUGCGAAUGAGGCGAAUACUUUGGUGCCGCCACCAUAUUCCCGGGCAGCCAGUCCGGAGCUGGGACUGCAUCAUUAUGUGGCACAUGCCCAUGCCCAUGGGCAUGGUACUAAUCAUAUGAGAUCCAUGGAACAGGCAGCAUCACACCAGGUGCCAACAGCUCCAUUGGCUUCUGUGCACUAUGCCAUGCCGAGAUCGGCAUCCCAGUUGGUGGAAACGGAUGCCUAUCAACCGAGACUGAUGCCAGCCCAGGCCCAGCAUUAUGCCACCGUGGCACUGGGUAGUGCUCCGGGCGGUGGUGCCCUCUACAGCACUAGGUUACAUGCCUCACACGAGGAGGGAGUAGGUGUUGGAUAUCUUCAAUCCCAGAGCGAUCAGCACUUCCGGUACAUGGCGAAUAGCAGCAGUAGCCUCAGCGACAUCUUUGUGAACAACAGCUGUGUGGCAGGAAUGCUGCCAGAAAGUGGAGGAGCAGGCGGUGCCUCCCAGGGUGCGGAGAGUGGAGCAGCCACACAGGCAGCCUCACUCAAUAGCCUCGCUAUGGGUGGACUGGGAGGAUCGGUAACGGGUGGCACAGGAGCUUCGGGAGGAUCUGGCACACCGGUGAUAUAUAGCAAUGGAUGUAUACAACCCAAUCCGCUGCACAGCCUGGAGAACUGUUGCCAGCCAUCGGCUCAGGUAUCGGGAGUAAGUAGUCUAGCCAAUAUUGGGACACCGGGAUCCCCGCCACAGGCCACUAGUCCAACGGGUGAGGUGCGUGAGAUACUCGACCAGAUUCGUCAGCUUCAGGCGGGCGUUAGCUACGAACAGCUUCUGCUGAACGGAACUGGAGCCAAACCACGGCUGCAGCACACGCUAUCGACGCCCUCGAACUCCCAGCAGGUGCUGCAGCCCAUCCUAACCACAUCCGCAUCGAUUUCCGGAAGCAGCAGUGGACGAAGUAAAAAGUUCUUUACCUCCGCUGGCAGCAAAACGCAGCCGAACAAGGCAUUGUACAUACCAAUGGCGGCCAUCGGUGGAUCCGGAUCGGGUGCACAGCGCUGUGUGCUCAAGAGUCCGGUUAGCAGUGUGGUCAGUGGUGCCAGUUUCUUUGUGAAUCGAGGACGAGUGGCCCGAAAGGGUUGGAUCACCCGUUCAGCGCCUACAACUCCGGGCAGUGCUUUGCCCCCCAAUCGCCUGGGCGAUGAUAGUCCUCUGCUACUCAACGAGCACGAUGAGGAUGCCAUCGAUGAUGAUGAUGAGGACGAGGAGGAAGAACGGGAUCAGAAUGAUACUGAUACCGAAACGGAGGCGGAGGCAAGGAAUCAUCAUCGCCAGCAUCGCCAUCAUCGUGGUCAUCGCAGCCAUCGACGUGGACAACUUGAAUAAUAGUGGGCGUUGUUGUUGGAAUCGCCAGUGUCAUUUAGUAGUUGUUGUUGUAGCUCAAGGUUCUCCUUUAGAAAUAAGCUUUUAAACGAAAGUGGAGAAAAGUUUCGGAACCGGCAGCACGCUUCUUAGUCUGAGGAACCUUUAAAGAAAAGGAACAAGAGUCAGAGUUAGGAUGGUCAAGUCUAAGUUCCCUUUUGUAGCAUUAAAAAGUUCUGUAAGAUUUCUAAACAUUUUUGAAAAUGUCAUGAAAAUUGAUAUUUAAGAGUUUAUUACAUUAUUCUAUAUAAUUUUUUAUGAUUUUUAUUUUAAAGAAAAACGUUUAAAAGUCCUAAAGAUGUUCAAUUUUCAAAAAGAAAACCGCUUUCGUUAGGUCUUUUGUUUAGUUUAUCUAUUUUUUUUUAGACCGUUUAAUUUGUGAAGUGAAAAGUAAGGACAGUCGGUAGAUCGUAAGAAUAUAUAGAAUAGGCUAAAAAUGUUUUGUGAAAUUUUAAAGCGAAUGAAGGACAAGACGUUAGAGACAGAUGUUAAGCUUUAAUUUAACAUUCUCCAAGAGUUCUGACAAUAGUUCAAUAAAACUAACCAUUAUUUCAUCAAACAGUAUUACUAACCAAAACCUACCAGAAGUAUAAACAAUUACCAACUCUAAUUUCUUUUUAAAAUUGAUAAAAUACAAAUGUCUGUUUGUUGAGCUUCCGUGGGUAGAUAAACAAUUUAAAUAUACAAAAUAGCUGUCAUUAGGAUCAAAUAGUCUAGCGAAUGCGAGAAAUAUUUUGUUAAAUUUUACCAUUUGAAAAUUGUAAAAGCUGGCAAGGUUUCACAAUAUUUAAUAAUAUUGAUUUUCACAUCUUAAUGAUUUAAAAUUCUUUAAAAAACUUCUGCCUAACCAAAAAAUCAAAUGUUUUAUGUAACAUUUUCAUCUUAAAGUUGGCUUAGGAACUUUUAAGCAAAAUGACAAAAUUGCACAAAAGAUUUAAAUCGAUAUAGGGUAAAAUGAAAACCUAAAAAACCUAAGAAAACCAAAACAAAAAAAAGAGCAGAUAAAUUAAAAAGUAAAGAGAACAAGUUUUUGCCGCCUAGAUGGAGAUUUUGUAAGUAAAGAAAAAGUAGUUAUUAAGAAUUUGUUCACACACAAAAAUAGUAAUGCAAAACACAGAUACAGAUACAGAUACCAGACACGAGACACUUCAGUUCGUGAAGUCCUUCUGAGAAAGCUUAAAGAUACAGGUUGGAAAUUAUAGGCACAAGCAAGCACUAGACGGAAAAAAUCGAAAUUAAACUAAAAACUAAACACAAAAAAUUACCAAAAAAUGAGACUAAGGGGCUAAGAUCCGGGGGCUAAAAAUAUAUAAUGAAAAUAUGGAAAAGUUUGAAUGCAGCAGUGCCUUUUCAACUAUAUUAAACGACAACCAAAAGAAGCGCAAAAAUACACAAAUUUAAAUUUUAAAAUAAACAACAAAAAAUGAACAGAUGGAACCAGAAAGUAACAACAGACAGUAAACAGACACUAAAACAAACAAAACAAUACAAUCCAAUCGACAAGGCAAUAUUUAUAAAUCUGCUUAAGCAUUAGAUAUAUGAUAUAUAUAUAUAUAUAUAUAUCCCGAUAUAUAUAUAUGUGUAUGUGACAAUUACUUUAAGUGAAUUUUACAAUUCAUUGAUAUUUUUCUUAGAUGGUUUCGUUGGGUCCUUUAUUGAUCGGUUAUUCUGGCUUAUUUAAACACAAACCGAUUCGAAUAUCUGUGCUUCAUUACGUAUAACUAUAUAAUUAAAUAAUUAAUUAAUAAUUAACUAGCAUAGCGAACAAACCAAACUGAAGGCGUUCAAGGCAUAAGUCUCCAAAA
Messenger RNA from Drosophila eugracilis, 3830 nucleotides. RefSeq lists its product as uncharacterized. NCBI's taxonomy places the organism in Eukaryota, Metazoa, Arthropoda, Insecta, Diptera, Drosophilidae. Gene Ontology annotation, cellular component: cytoplasmic vesicle membrane. The coding region runs from base 4 to 1989 and encodes 661 amino acids. The record is from RefSeq and is a predicted model, not a curated record. The transcript is spliced from 5 exons.